Molecule: messenger RNA, 1032 nt
Organism: Fusarium pseudograminearum CS3096
Lineage: Eukaryota; Fungi; Ascomycota; Sordariomycetes; Hypocreales; Nectriaceae
Exons: 2
Coding region: 1-1032 (343 amino acids)
Source: RefSeq, a predicted model, not a curated record
AUGAAGCUCUUCACUACCUUUGCUACAGUCCUCGGUCUAGCUGGUCUAGUCCAGGCUCACAUGGAGAUGACCUACCCUCCACCUUUCAAGAGCAAGAAGAACCCCUACGCCAAUGGGGACAUCGACUACAGCAUGACUUCUCCCCUCUCAGGCAACGGGGCCAACUUCCCUUGCAAGGGAUACAACUCUCUUUUCGGCACCGCGGCUGGUGCACCUACUGCUACCUGGACAGCAGGCAAAUCUUACAAUAUCGAGAUCCAGGGCGGCGCAGAUCACGCUGGCGGCAGUUGCCAGGCCUCACUUUCUUUCGACCGUGGACGCACAUGGGUUGCCAUCCAGUCCUGGAUCGGCAACUGUCCCAUUGCACCUUUGUCCACUUUCAAAUUCACUCUUCCUGUUGAUACACCCGCAGGUAACGCUCUUUUCGCAUGGACGUGGUUCAACAAGAUCGGUAACCGCGAAAUGUACAUGAACUGCGCAACUAUUACUGUCAAGGCUGCCAGCGGUACUCCCAAGAUAGCUAUGAAGAAACGCCCUGCCAUGUUUGUCGCCAACGUCGGGAACGGAUGCGGCACGAAGGAGGGCGUUGAUCUGAUGUUCCCCAACCCUGGCCCCGACGUCUCUGUGGGCUCGAGCAACACUGGUCCGCCGGUCGGUCAGUGUCCAGCUGGUUCUGGAGUUGCUGUCCCGCCUCAACAGACUACUACUACUAAGGCCCCUACCAAGACUACUAAAGCACCUGGCGGUGUAUUUAUCACUGUCCCUACUCCCACUACUACCAAGAAGACCACUCUGAAGUCAACGACUCGCACAACAAAGACGACAGUCAUUCCACCCGCGCCAACCAAGCCUGCACGCGGUUUAAUCACUCCCGGAACGCCGUGUACGCCUGAGGGGUACUGGAACUGUGUCAAAACCGGCAUGGCUUUCCAGCGAUGUGCUUCUGGUACGUGGUCAGUCAGUAUGGCUGUCGCGCCUGGUACAAAAUGCAUUCCAGGACAGAGCAUGGAGUUUACGAUUGUAUAUGCAUGA